Funneliformis mosseae is the source of this 337-nucleotide messenger RNA. The record is from the annotation of a GenBank genome assembly. Lineage: Eukaryota; Fungi; Glomeromycota; Glomeromycetes; Glomerales; Glomeraceae.
AUGGUUUUAAAGAAUAUAGAAAAAACCCUAAAAGACUUGGAAACGAGAAUUAAGGAAUUAGAGCAAAGUAACGAAGGAUUACGUUCAGAAUUAAUAUAUUUAGAAAAAAAGGUCAGAGAGCGAGAAGAAGAAACCAAAAUCAUUAUUAAUAAUUUAGAAGAAAAAGCUAAAGCACGAGAAGAAGGAACUAAUGCCAAAAUUAAUAAUUUAGAAGAAAAAUUUAAAGUUCAAGAAGAAAUCAAAACCAAUAUUAAUAAUUUAGAAGUUAAGAUAAGAGAACGAGAAGAAAUGUCCAAAGAAAAGCAAGAAAUUAAUGAAUUAGAAAACAGAAUCAGAA